GAGAGAGAGGGUGUGUAGUUGAUUUUAUUUUUUCUUUUUUUCGUAAUUAUUAAAGAGGGUGAUAAUUUAUUUUUAUUUUUUAUGAUUAUUUAAAUACUAAAACAAAUUUAAAAAAUGUAAAAUAUAAAUAAUAGGGGAAAAAUCAUUUUAACCUUUUUAAGACUAAAACCAUAUAAAGUUUUUAUUAAGAACCAUCCAUACAAAUUAAAAAGACUUUGGACCUAUCCAAAGUUUUUUUACAAAAUAUUGGAUUUGGUUGCCGCCACUCCCCCACGUCUAAUCAGUUAAUCAAUCGUGGGUUAGAAUUCCAAUUUUUAGAAUUUCCCGGGUUAAAUAUGGAUUUUGGUGGGUUUAGGCAGGGAUUUCGGCUCGUAAAUCGUAAUUUCUUCGAAAAUCAAAGAUUCUCUGCUUUGAAUCACAAGAAAGCAAGUAUUGUUUGCACAUGCUUGACUGAAUAUCUGUAACAACGAGUUAUAACAUAGAAUGGAGUUUGAUGAUGAUAAUGUUAGGAGGCGAGUGGUAGAAGAAGAUAGAUUGAGCAGCUUGCCAGAUGAGCUUAUUCAUAAGAUUCUGUCUUGUUUUGACAUUAAAUUUGUUGUUCAAACAUGUUUGUUGUCAUCAAGAUGGGAAUAUCUGUGGACAUCAAUGUCUUGUCUCAACUUCUCAAGUUUUAGUCCUUUACCCAAAUUUGCCAAAUUCAUGACCAAUGUUCUGUCUCACCGAAAUCAUCAAGUGGAAGUGUCUUCUGUAAAUCUAGAUUUCCAUGGAGCAGCAAGUCAGGUUUUUGUGAAAAAGAUUGCAAAGUACGCCUUCUCUCACAAUCUCCAACAACUAACUGUUGUUUGUUUUCCCAAAAAACACCAUCAGUACCCUUCAUGCCUAUUUAGCUCUAAGUCUCUUCAACAUUUCACCUUAAGUAACCAUCCUUUUUCUUAUGCACCUUGCCUUACACCCAAAACACCUUGGGAUUUUCCAGCUUUAACAACUUUGCAUCUUAGCCACAUCACAUUGUGUGAUGAUCACACCGAAAAGUCUGUUGAUCUUUUCUCCAAGUGUGUCAACUUAAAGAACCUCACUUUAAAACGUUUCACUGUCAUGGAUGUGGAGGUGUUUGACAUCAUUACCCCUCUACUUUCUAAUCUUGUUCUUAUCGAUUGCAGACGCUCAAUAUCAAUCAAUCUGAUUGCGCCUCAACUUGAGAAUCUUACAGUACUUGAUUGUGCAAUCAGUUACUUGAAUGUUCCAGCAGGAGUUUCAUCUUUGUGCUACAGAGGUUAUGAUCCUAGGAAAUUGUCUAAAGAUCGCUUUCAUUCUCUAAACAAAGUGAGUAUCUGUUUGUCUAUGUAUAAAUUAUACAAGGCAUAUGAGGAGGAAGAUGCAAUCGAGACUAUUAACAUGCUUCAGGAGCUCCAUUGUGCUAGAUAUCUAACACUUAGUGUGGACAUUGUUGAGUGUCUUUCCUCAUUUCCAGAUUUAGUAUCGCACCAUCCUUCACCUUUUAGCAACUUAAAUUGCUUGACUAUAGACUCCAGCAGGAGGAGUGAUGCAUACAAAGUAAAAAUGUCUACUGAAGUUAGAAACUUCUUGCUUGAGAACUCUCCAAAAGCCAUAUUCACCAUGGAAUUACCCGAGGAACCACCUACGAAAGCCAUGAAACAGAAAGAAGCUAGGGUGAAGAGGAAGGCCAAACUGGCUGCAGAGAUUGAGAGUGAUAUGAAGGAUUUGCAAGGAUCAAUAGAGCAAGGAAACAUGAUUGUUGACCAAAAGGAAAAGGCGAAAGCAGCCUUUGAUAACAUUAUAUCCAUCUCUUCAAAGAAGUCCCAAAUCAGAUCAUUGUUGGAAAAGUUGCCCAAGAGAGAUAGGGUAGAGCUUGAAGCCCGUUUCUCUCUACAGCUUGAAGAAGAAGAAGCACUUCGUGGUCGUCUACUCUCAGAAAUUGUGAAUUCAGAAGAAGAUAGAUGUGCCUUUGAAAAACUCAUAUCUGAUUAUUUGUCAUCAUAUGAUCAAGAUGUUUCUGAUAGCAAACUUCCUCCUGGAUCACAAAUGCCUUCAUCUUCCUCCACAUCUGGCUGCUAAAGAUUCUGCCAUCAUGAAGAUGUCCGUGCUCCUAGUUUUGCAGGUGAUUAGAUUACAACUUGGAAGAUGGUAGUUUGAGUUGUCACCUCACCUCUAGUUUAUACAGGGGUUGGAGAAUGUUUCAUUUUGAAUUUUAUUUAAAACACAUAUACAUUUUGCCUUUUGGUAAAUGCUUUUUUCAUUAGAAUGAAUUGGAUUGUUUGAACAUGGUCUUCUUUAAUUCCCAGUAAAACAAUUGAAUAUUUAUGAAAAAAUGCAAAAGCUAAGCCCUUUAUUUCCGUGCAAAA
Messenger RNA from Lactuca sativa (garden lettuce), 2363 nucleotides. Its product is annotated as putative F-box/FBD/LRR-repeat protein At4g03220. Lineage: Eukaryota; Viridiplantae; Streptophyta; Magnoliopsida; Asterales; Asteraceae. The record is from RefSeq and is a predicted model, not a curated record. Gene Ontology annotation, molecular function: protein binding.